CUCUCCUUCUUUUAUUUUCCUUUAUUUGUGAAUAGUUAAUAUCAAUGCUGAGUUUUGUAAAGUCAGUAUCUGUAAUUCGCACUGUCAGGGGCGGAUCUCCUUACCUUUCUAACCUAACUCUAACCAAUCGUCACCUUCAUGCCGUAAUAUAACCAAUCAGAGGUAGAAAAGGGGCGGGUGUUCACCCACCUCGGGUAGCGAAAGAAAUCGUCGUGUGGCCUCACGUUGUUAUGGCAACGUAGAGGGGCAGAUAUUCAACAGUACAACAAUGUCUUCGUCGGUGGAAAACGAAGAAAGAAAAAAGAGAAGCACUCUGGUGCUGAGGCCCUCUUCUCGAGCAGGGAAUUUCUUCGCGUCGGGAGUCAACCAAGGUACCAGACACACGAGCAGCGUGCUGGGUUCGUCUAGCAGGAGAAGUUUCAGUCAUGGCGGCGGAAGCAAAGUUCUGGAGAAAAGCCCCACCCAUACUCCGAGACAAGAUUCUCGGGUGUUGGAUGAAGAGAACAAUGAUGUCACUCCUCAGCCACUGUACAAGGCUGAUCCUGGAGCAGUUCAUGUUAAAGGCAGUAGGUUCUUUGUGGAGGAAAUCUGUGCUGAAUCAGCAUCAGACCAGAUAACAGCCACAGGCAGCUUCACCAGGCCCUUCUCCAGGUCACUAUUGGGAAGUAGCAGGAUAUCCAGCCAGUCUACAAUAGACUCCAUGAAUGAGGACAUUGAGGAAACAUUUUCCAAACGAGACAUGCCUAUCAACUUCCCAGAUGUGAAAGGGAAGAAAGACACUGUGAAAGAAUUGGUUACAGAAGAAAUGUUAAAAGAAGUCAUAGACGUCUACCUCUCUGAGACGGACAGCAUUUCACUGCUGGACAUACCCUGCUAUGUUGUGUCAGUGGAUACUGAUGAUGCAGAAGUUAUCCUAGAGAGAAACAAUCAGUAUGCUGAAGUUUGCAGGAACAGAAUGGGCAAUGAUCGAUCAAUGCAGACACUGAACGAAGCAGUGAAGAACAAACAUGUCCAGAUCGAUGGCAUGGUAAUGGUGGACACAGCCACGACUGUCAACAACUGGGACAUGUAUGACACUCUGUGCAGCCCUGAGCAGGAUGACACUGUGCACAGUCCUGAACCAGAGAAACCUACCUAUCCAGAUGCUGUCGUGAACAUCAGCAGAGGUGCAGAGAGGGGCAUGUCAUUGGGCAGCACAGCCAGCAUAGCCAGUGCUGCUAGCUCACUGAAGGAUGUGGAAGUGUUUGGAAACACCUUGAAUUCUGAGUCAGACCUGCAGCUUAUCAUGCAUUCAGAGAAUUUCCAAUACUGCUUACUGGUAAUGGAGAGAUGCAUCCUUGGAAAUAUCUUUCAACCUAACCUGGCUGUACACAGACAGCUGCCUGUACUGGAAGACCCAGACAGUCCGGUGAAGCCUGGGACCAUGGAGCAGAGGAAGGAGGAUGCAGAACGUUGUGGGUCUCCUGCUCUGCAGCGUCUGUGGACUUUCAGCUGUGAGCUCAGCAGAGGACACAGUGUUAGCAGCAUGGCCUGGAACAAGAAGAACCCGGACCUCCUAGCCGUGGGUUAUGGUGAAUUGGUUUCCAGUGACCUGAAACCUGGCCUGGUGUGCUGCUGGUCCCUCAAAAACCCCACAUGGCCGGAGCGUGUUGUCCACUGUGACAGCGCUGUGACCUCUCUGGACUUCUCAGCUAACAACCCCAGUCAGCUGGCUGUGGGGAUGCAUGAUGGCAGCAUCGCUAUCUACAAUGUACAGAGUCAAGACAAAAAGUGGCAAGUGAUCAGCAGCAGCGAGUGUCCCAAGAAGCACUUGGGUCCAGUGCGGCAGCUCAGAUGGACUCAACAAAAGUUGAGUUUAAUAGGAGAGGAAAAGGUGGAGGUGCUCUUCUCUGUGGCUGCUGAUGGUAGGAUCAGCAUCUGGUUUGUCCUCAACAGUGGCCUUGACUGCAUAGACCUUAUGAAGCUCAAGAGGAUUCAUAAUAUGAAGAAGAAGGCUGGAAGGAACAAAGACAAGACAGAAAGUGUUCUGUCAGCACUGACUCCUGGUCUGUGCUUUGACUUCCAUCCAACAGACUCCAGUCUCUACUUGGCUGGAACGUGGGACGGUCACAUCCACAAGUGCUCCUGUUCCAACAGUCAGCAGUUUCUGGAGACUUUCAGGAAACACUUUUGUCCUGUGAACUGUGUCGCUUGGUGUCCACUCAGUCCUGACGUUUUUCUGAGCUGCUCCUCUGACUGGACCAUCCAGCUGUGGAAGCAGGACCACCUUCAUCCCAUGUUAGGUUUCACUUCAGUCCAGAGGGCAGUGUACGACAUCAAGUGGUCCCCAAAGUGGGCCACUGUAUUUGGGGCUGUUAAUGAGGGACAGCUCGAGAUCUGGGACCUGAAUUCAAGCGUCCUCGACCCAGUUGCUGUGCAACCUGCUGCCACUAGUGUGAUGAUGAGGUCCCUGCUUUUUGCCUCACACACAGGUAGUGUCCUGGUAGGAGACAGCGAGGGACAAGUGACAGUUUACCAGCUCAAGAACCUCAGUGUGGGAGAGAGCAGCCAGGUGGAUAUUCUAGAAGACCUCAUCCGCUCUGCAGCUUCCAGAUAGGAAGAAACCAAAUGGCUGUCUCACUGGAAUACAUGUUUAAAUACCAUACAGGUGAACACAUAGACAUCUAUGGGGUCUUGAGCCCCUGCCCUUUUUCUGGGAUGCUUUCCUGCUGCUUCAGCACCAGGACAGACGCUCAUUAAAGAUCUGGUGUGUCAGAGUCUCUGUUCCUACUCACUCCUGCGCUCACUUUACACUUUAACAAUGAACACCAGCACUGACGUUUACUUUCUGUUUGUUUGAAUCGCUCUAGAGUUUAUAACACACAUGUUUAACCUGCUACACAACACAAGACGUAAGGGUUAGCGGUAACGCCGUAUUUUAACGUCAUUGUUGCAGAGGAAGCGACGCCCUGUUUAUCCAGGAACAUAAAUAUGAAUUCAGCAGGUUUUUAUAAAGAUCAGUUCUAAGAGAAAUGAUUAGAAGACAUCAGAGGGGCAGUUACUUGUUGACCAGUGGAGUAUUGUGCCUCAGUGCAGUGGCUUUGCUAAGGGGGGCCAGGCGGGGCCACCUUGAUACAGUAAAGGCUCAAACAAGAGUUUUUCAUUUUAAUCCUUAGGUGCAGCACACAAACUCAGUCUAAACUGAAUGAAUUACAAAUCACUUUGCAGAUCACUGACCAACGUCAUUCACUUAUUGUUGUAGUCAGAUUUUUUAAAACCUUAUUCUUUAAAUUACAACACACUUGCAGUAACAGUCACUAAUUCUUUUUAAAGCACUUUCUAAAUAAAAGAGAUUUCGUAUUUGACUGAUUUUAUUAACUAAUUAACUGAUGAAAAGUAGCUAUGUGCAGUGAAAUGUAGGAUGUGAUACAUUGAAACACAUGAAGAUGCAUCGUUAUUACCUUUCUUGUUUAUCUUGUGAGAGUGAAUACCAAAGAAAACCACUGUCUAUUUGUGAACUAUUAAUUAUUUACCAAUUGAGUGAGUUUGAGGGUAAUAAACUAAAGUGUU
Molecule: messenger RNA, 3549 nt
Organism: Pleuronectes platessa (European plaice)
Lineage: Eukaryota; Metazoa; Chordata; Actinopteri; Pleuronectiformes; Pleuronectidae
Gene: dnai4
Product: dynein axonemal intermediate chain 4
Exons: 17
Coding region: 269-2596 (775 amino acids)
Biological process (GO): cilium movement
Cellular component (GO): axonemal dynein complex
Molecular function (GO): dynein heavy chain binding; dynein light chain binding
Source: RefSeq, a predicted model, not a curated record